This is a messenger RNA of Cuculus canorus (common cuckoo), 2336 nucleotides long. It is a transcript of the gene FN3K, whose product is annotated as fructosamine 3 kinase. NCBI's taxonomy places the organism in Eukaryota, Metazoa, Chordata, Aves, Cuculiformes, Cuculidae. The transcript has 6 exons. Gene Ontology annotation, biological process: fructosamine metabolic process. The record is from RefSeq and is a predicted model, not a curated record. Bases 86 to 1015 code for a protein of 309 amino acids.
GUGAAAACGACAGAAGGACCCAGCUCUGUCAUCUUGUUUUGCAGGGGAUUUAGCAGAACGCAGCUGUGGCGGUCCAGGAAUAACCAUGGAAAAGAUCCUGAAAGCAGAAUUGAAAACCUCCACCCUGAAGGCACUUAGGAGCUCGGGAGGAGGAUGCAUCAGCCAAGGCCAAGGUUAUGAAACAGACAGCGGACGAGUAUUUGUUAAAAUCAACCACAAACCUCAGGCUAGAAAAAUGUUUGAAGGGGAAAAAGCAAGUUUGGAAGCCAUUCAGCAAACCAAUAUUGUGCGAGUGCCCCGGCCCAUGAAUGUGAUUGACCUGCCUGGAGGAGGAGCGAUGUUUGUCAUGGAGUACCUGAAGAUGAAGCACCUCAGCAAAUAUUCCUCAAAGCUUGGAGAGCAGAUAGCAGAUCUUCAUCUUUAUAACCAGAAACUUGGAGAGAAAUUGAGAAAGGAGGAAAACACAAUUGGUAAAGGAGCUGGUCACUCUGAGUCUCAGUACGUGGCUCAGUUUGGAUUCCAUACAGCGACUUGCUGUGGUUAUAUACCGCAGGUGAAUGAAUGGCAGAGCGACUGGCCUUCCUUCUUUAUCCGUCAUCGUCUCCAAGCUCAGUUGGAUUUGAUUGAAAGAGAUUAUGGAGACAGAGAAGUCAGAGAGCUUUGGUCACAACUAAAACCUAAGAUUCAUGAAAUGUUCUGUGACAUAGAAGUUAUUCCUGCUCUCCUGCACGGGGACCUGUGGGCAGGAAAUGUGGCUGAGGAUGACUCUGGACCAGUGAUCUUUGACCCUGCUUCCUUCUAUGGCCAUUCGGAAUUUGAACUGGCCAUUGCUGGGAUGUUUGGAGGGUUUAGCAGCUGUUUUUUCUCUGCAUAUCACAGUAAAAUACCCAAAGCUCCGGGAUUUGAGAAACGAAACAAAUUGUAUCAGCUCUUUAAUUACAUAAACCACUGGAACCAUUUUGGAACUGGGUACAGGGGGUCUACCCUCAAUGUAAUGAGGAAACUGCUAAAGUAACCAAGGUUUAAGAAACUCUGACUUAUUCCCUUAGUAGUAAACAGGCCGUGUUUGUCAGAAGUAACACAAACUAGGAAUUGAUGUUGAUGAUAAAACACCUGACAUGCAAAAGGCUUUGUAUGCUUUUUAGCCUCACUAAAUAUUGUGAUUGUGUAAUUUUCACCUUAUACACUCACUUGCUAGCACAGGUUCAUACCCUGCUAAAGUAAAAUACUGCAUUGUUUGUGAGAGCUCCGUUAGGUUGGAAAAGCAUUGGGAAAGUCAGCCUCACUCUACUCUGCAGUCUCAUUCCUCUGCCGUGGUUCGAGGUGCUUGCAACUUCCCACUUCUGCUGCUACUCUGCCAGCAGUUCAGUACAGAGAAAUGAUGGAGUGGGAUUGUAGUGCUGGAAAUAAUAAUGAGUUCCUUACAUCUCCCGUCAUUUUUCUGGUUUAGUUUUCUGCCAUCUUUCCCAAGAUAAGUGUUGCAUAUAGAAAUAAUCACAUAUCUAGUAUUAACUUUAAUAUAAUCUACUGGCAUGCUUUUGGUUUUCUCUUCCUAUGAGAAAUUAAAUUACAGUGGUAUUUCAUAAAAGGAAUGUCUCUGUAGUUCAUGAUAUGGCCAGAAAGUGAGUUGUUAACCCACAAGUUCGGAAGGAACAUAUCAUAGUUUUAGUGUGAUAUUUUAGUGUGUUGUACUAUGAUAGUAACAUACUUAAAUAACUUUGUAAAAAGAGAAAAAAAGUGGGAGGAAGGCUUAGUGUAUUGAUGACAAGAAAGCAUUUUUGGCAGCUGGUGCAACUUGGUGCUUGAUGUAUUUUCAGUUUUAGAAAAUAACGUAAGCAAAGCUCAUCUUUGCUGCUGCUGCUGGGUUAUUGAAGGAACACUGCCAAAUCAGAUGGCUUUAUAAUAUUUUUUAAGAUUCUUAACUGUUUUAGUUUUACCAAAGAUAUAGUCACUGAGAAUUUGGGGGGAAAACUGCAACAAAAAUGUUGGCAUACAGUGAGAGCUAGAAGACACGAACAAAUUCAAGUUCUUUAAUGGAAGAAAGUGGUAAAGAAAGAAUAUGUGAGGGUGAUCCUACAAAUACUGAUGUGAAUCUGAAAAUUUGAAUAAGAACAACUGUACAUAGGCUUCAGAUGGUUGUCAUUCCUAAAACGUUAUAUUAAAAACUCCUCAAAUAUGUUUGUACUUUUUUUUUUCAGCUUUAAAUGGCUGUGCUAUAGAGAUUUCAUGAACUUUCGAUUAGGUGAUUAUGACUGUUGGAUUUUAUGUUUGUCUCAAAUAUUGUGUUUGGUGGUGCUUGAGGAGAAAAUAAGACUCUGAACUGCUAUAACAAUGGC